AUGGAUAAUGGAAGGCUGAUGAUCAGCGUAGCACAUAAACUCGUUUCAGCGCUGGUAUGCGACGCGGAAAGAAACUUUGUCGCCGCUGGUAUUGAAAACCCCGAAGACGGUCCCAAUAGUUCUCCAGUCUAUAUAUGGGAUCAGCGCAACCAGUCAGCCCCUCUCCGCUCAUACGUCGAGUCUCACACCGACACCGUGACAAACCUCUCUCUACAUCCUUCUCACCCCACUCUGCUCCUAUCAGCUAGCACAGAUGGCCUACUUAACAUCUUUGACACUGCCCAAGCCGAUGAAGACGAUGCAUUGUAUCAAGUUGUUAAUCAUGGAUCGGCUGUUGCACAUGCAGGGUUUAUGUAUCCUGGCACUGACAUCUAUGCGAUUGGCACAGAUGAGACAGUGAGUUUCUUCGCACUACAGAGCCAAAAAGAGGACGAAGAGGAGCCAGCCCCGAAGGUUUGGGGCGACGUUAGAGAAGAUUUGGGGUGUGAGUAUGUGGUCGACCUAGGAUGGGUUGGGCAACAAGCCUGUAUUGCAGCGGGAAAGCAUAGCGAGAGCCAGCUCAACCUCAUCCCAAUAAACAAGGGUAGUAACGGACCUCUGGAUUAUAGUUUUGAUCUUGAGAAAAGCAUAUCCUUUCCAGGCGCCCACAGCGAGGAGAUUGUUCGCGACUCUUUCACUGAUGUCCACACAGACACAACAUACACAUGCGGUGAAGACGGUCAAAUCCGCGCCUGGAAACCCUCAGAAGAAGGCAGAAUGGAUGUUGACGAAGGGGCUGGAUCGGCGAAAAAGAGGCGCAAAGACAAGAAAGAGAAGGCAAGAUUCAAACCGUAUUAA
Molecule: messenger RNA, 837 nt
Organism: Alternaria atra
Lineage: Eukaryota; Fungi; Ascomycota; Dothideomycetes; Pleosporales; Pleosporaceae
Exons: 4
Coding region: 1-837 (278 amino acids)
Molecular function (GO): protein binding
Source: RefSeq, a predicted model, not a curated record